This is a messenger RNA of Oikopleura dioica, 990 nucleotides long. The record is from the annotation of a GenBank genome assembly. NCBI's taxonomy places the organism in Eukaryota, Metazoa, Chordata, Appendicularia, Copelata, Oikopleuridae.
AUGAUUCGACUCUCAUCGACCGUCAUAAAACAGAUCCUCAGACCUAAAAGAGCAGCAGUCAAAAGCCGCAGAUGUCUGAAGCUAAGUUCCGGAAAACCCCUUAUCAUCGGAUACACAGCAGUACUCAAGUUCUCCUUGGUCGAUAAGAUCAAGUGUUCUUUCCGUCAAAAAAUGAAGUCUUUCUCUAAAUCCGUUGCCGUUCUGGCGUCUCUCGCCCUUGCUCAAAACUACGACGACUUCGAAGUAUUGGGAGCCGAGACAAUAGAGGAAAUCGCCAAUCUUCUCGGGAAUUAUGCAUCCUACAUCUCAGGCAUCGAUCUGAGCGACUAUGGAACGAAUUACGAGGGCCAAGUCGAGUCGUCGGCUGAAGAUGCGCCUGUCACCGCGGAGGAUCUCCUCAACGUAGACUACAAUGUUGAUGAGACCGACGACGUGAUUGGAGAAUACGAAGAAGGAAUUGACGGACAAGAACGAAGGCCAUUGGCGAAUCUCGCCACCUUCGAGGAAAAGAUCAACCUCGCCAAGCCUAAUAACAACUAUUGUAAGACCUGUUCCGGAGUGUCCUAUGAUGAUUGCGAAGCAAACGGAACUAUGGAGCCUUGCAAUGACGCUCAAGAUGUCUGCGAAGUCAAGUACAGAUUUAACUACGCCGGCGAAGCGACCUUCUGGUCUGGUUGCAAGCAGCGACAAGCCUGCCUCAAUGACGAGCAGGGAAAUUUCGUUGGCGGCAGAUUCUUCUUGAACCGAUGCAAGAGCACUAAAGUCCCAGCACGCUGGCUCGCAGGCUCCGAAUGCACUUUCUGCUCUUUGAUGAGCGAGUCAGCAGCGACCAACAUCUUCGGACCCAGCAGCAACAUUGUUCAAACGUUGGGCACCAUCACGACUGGACUUUCUCUGCCCCUAACUCUAACCAACCUCUUUGAAGACCCGGAAGCCUAUCUCGACGCAGGCAAAACAAACUACAUAUUCGGCAGUCAAACUUACGCCUAA